Messenger RNA from Triticum dicoccoides, 1405 nucleotides. RefSeq names its product eukaryotic translation initiation factor 5-like. NCBI's taxonomy places the organism in Eukaryota, Viridiplantae, Streptophyta, Magnoliopsida, Poales, Poaceae. Gene Ontology annotation, biological process: translational initiation; formation of cytoplasmic translation initiation complex. Gene Ontology annotation, molecular function: GDP-dissociation inhibitor activity; translation initiation factor activity; eukaryotic initiation factor eIF2 binding. The transcript has a single exon. Gene Ontology annotation, cellular component: cytosol. Bases 101 to 1405 code for a protein of 434 amino acids. The record is from RefSeq and is a predicted model, not a curated record.
GCUUCUCUUCCAUCACUUGCCACUGCUCAAGGUCAGCUCAAAGGCGGCUCUUGCUUCUGAAUUUGGGCACGGCUGAUAGGAUCAGAAAGCUUGAGCCAAGAUGGCGCUGCAGAACAUUGGCGCUUCGAACAAGGAUGACGCCUUCUAUAGGUACAAGAUGCCCAAAAUGUUAACCAAAAUAGAAGGCCAUGGUAAUGGCAUCAAGACAAAAAUCGUGAACAUGGUUGGCAUAGCAAAAGCGCUUGCCAGGCCUGCUUCCUACACAAUGAAGUACUUUGGCUGUGAGCUUGGGGCACAGUCUAAAUUUGAUGACAAGACAGGGGUUUGCAUAGUCAAUGGUGCCCAUGACACUGCAAAGCUGGCCGGUCUUCUUGAGAACUUCAUCAACAAGUAUGUUCAGUGUUAUAAGUGUGGCAACCCUGAAACAGAGGUUGUCAUCUCCAAGAAACAGACGCUAUCUCUGAAAUGUGCUGCAUGUGGCUUCAUCUCGGAUGUUGACAUGGACAAGGUCGCUACAUUCAUCAUGAACAACCCGCCAGAACUGAAGAAGGGAGGCAAGGACAAGAAAGCUAUGAGAAGAGCUGAGAAGGAGCGGCUCAAGGAAGGUGAGGCUGCUGAUGAGGAGAUGAAGAAACUCAGGAAGGAUGGGAAGAAGAAAGGUGCUGCAUCCAAGGACAGCACUGCAAAAGGUGUUGCUGCAAAGAAAAAUGCUACUGCUGGUGGUUCUGAUGAAGAACAUGCAACCUCGUCAACUUAUAGUCAAGCUGCGGACUUUGCAGCUGCUGCAGACGACGACUACGACGACGACGAUGAUGACGGUGUGGAGUGGCAGACUGACACGUCAGCAGAGGCUGCGAGAAAGCGCAUGGAGGAGCAGCUGAGUGCGGCAACUGCCGAGAUGGUUAUGCUUGCCACCGAAGAGACAGAAAAGAAGAAGAAGCAUGCCAAAAUGACUCCAUAUGAUGAACUGGUCGAGGAGAUCAAGGCCAACGUGGGCAACGCUGCCACUGCAGCUCAGAUCAAGGCAGUGCUGUCCUCCUCAACCCUCCCCGCCGCCAAGGACGCUAUGGGCGCCCUCUUUGAGGCGCUCUUCCGCGGCGCAGGCAAGGGGUUUGCAAAGGAUGUCAAGAAGAACAAUGACUACCUUGCUGCUGCCGUGCCUGACGAAGGAGCCCAGAUGCUGCUGCUCCAGGCCAUCGAGGCGUUCUGCGGCAGGUGCAGCGCCGAGGCCCUGAAGGAGGUGCCGGUAGUCCUGAAAUGCCUGUAUGAUGACGACGUCCUGGAGGAAGAAGCCAUUGUCCAGUGGUACGAUGAAGCUGUUGCUGCCGGCAAGGCCUCCCAGGUUGUGAAGAAUGCCAGGCCGUUUGUGGAGUGGCUCCAGGUCGCCGAACCGGACGAGGAGUGA